CAGUGACCAUGGAUGGCUCCUUUCUCACAGAAGACAAAAGCACCCAGAAACACAAGCUUCCUCAGAAACAAAGGACACUGGUUAGUGACAGUGUUGUUUUGGAACCCCAAAUGUCAGCCCCCAGGCCCUAUCUGCCUCCCUUCCAACAACCCAAGAAUGCCACCCACCUGAAACCUUCCUAUCAGAGCGGCUUCUUCCCAGUCAGGGAGUGUAACUCACAAAGGCCAGGUCCAGCAGGCUUUGGGGAGGAGGGUGUACACUGGCUGCCUGCUCCUCAUCUGAAAAGCCUUCCCAGACCUCGCCAGGCAGAGAGAGACUCACCUCUGCCCACAGACAUCCCUCCCCUGCAGCUCAGCAUUCUGCAGUGGACCUCAUCUCUCAUCCCUUCUGCCAACAUGCUAGGCACUGUCCUAGCUACUGGGACGGUCACACCAGAUCUGCCAAGGUCCUUUAAGGCUGUGACUGCAUCUUUCUGUCUUCAUGGCCCUAGUAUCUCAGGGUACCUGAAUGGCUGCCAACUGUUGACAGAUUCAUAAAUGCUGAGUAGACUGGUCAGUUCUCCAUGGGUGGGCACCUGUCCCCAUGGCCCACAUUCACCAGUGGCCAGACCAUUUUGCAAAAUCGAAAACCCUGUUCAGAUGACUACCGGAUGCGAGCAGGCCCACCAAAGGGAGACUAUUCGGGCUCUGGAGCCCUUGAAGGCCAAGCUUGUCAAUGUGAAUGAGGAAUGCAACGAGAGGAUCCUGGCCAUGAGGGCUGAGGAGAGACAUGAAAUCUCCCUGCUCAAGAAAGAGAAGAUGAAUUUGCUAAAACUCAUCGACAGAAAGAAUGAGGAGAAGAUCUCAUUGCAGAGUCAGGUGACCAAACUGAGGAAGAACUUGGCUGAGGAGUACCUGCACUACCUCAGUGAGCGAGAUGCCCGCAAGAUCCUCAUCGCAGACCUGAAUGAGCUACGGUACCAGCGGGAGGACAUGUCAUUAGCCCAGUCCCCAGGCAUCUGGGGGGAGGAUCCAGUGAAGUUAACCCUGGCUCUGAAGAUGACUCGGCAAGACCUGACCCGCACGCAGAUGGAACUCAACACCAUGAAGGCCAACUUUGGAGACGUAGUCCCCAGGAGAGACUUUGAAAUGCAGGAGAAGAUGAAUAAGGAUCUUCAGGAGCAGCUGGACAGCCUGAGAGCCAGCUACGAGGAGGUCCGCAAGGAGCACGAGAUCCUGAUGCAGCUGCACAUGAGCACACUGAAGGAGCGGGACCAGUUCUACUCCGAGCUGCAGGAAAUCCAGCGCACUUCCACGCCGCGGCCUGACUGGAGCAAGUGCGAAGAUGUGGUGGCCGGGGGCUCAGAGCGCUGGAAGAUGCUGGCUGAGGGCAAGAACAGCGACCAGCUGGUGGAUGUGCUCCUGGAAGAGAUUGGCUCGGGGCUGCUGCGGGAGAAAGACUUCUUCCCUGGUCUGGGCUAUGGGGAAGCCAUCCCUGCUUUUCUUCGGUUUGAUGGCCUUGUAGAGAACAAGAAGCCAAGCAAGAAGGACGUGAUCAAUCUCCUCAAGGAUGCCUGGAAGGAACGUCUUGCAGAGGAGCAGAAAGAGACAUUCCCAGAUUUCUUCUUCAAUUUCCUGGAGCAUCGCUUUGGGCCCAAUGAUGCCAUAGCCUGGGCUUACACUGUUUUUGAAAAUAUCAAGCUCUUCCGUUCCAACGAGGUUAUGAGUCAGUUCUAUGCAGUCUUGAUGGGAAAGUGGAGUGAGAAUGUAUAUAUCACCCAGAAGAAGACAGUAGCCCAGCUGCUGAAGGAGAUGACAAAUGCUGACAGUCAGAAUGAGGGGCUACUAACCAUGGAGCAGUUCAGGGAGAGGCACAGGCAGGCCUCAGCAGGUCCCUGUUGGCCAUCAUGUCUCCCCCAUAGCACUAUCCUCAAGAGUACAUUCCCUCUCAAGACAGAAGAACAAAUCCAGGAGCUGAUGGAGGCAGGGGGCUGGCAUCCCAGCAGCAGCAAUGCAGACUUGCUCAACUACCGCUCACUGUUUAUGGAGGACGAGGAGGGCCAGAGUGAGCCCUUUGUGCAAAAGCUCUGGGAACAAUACAUGAAUGAGAAGGACGAGUAUUUACAGCAGCUAAAGCAGGAGCUGUGCAUAGAACUCCAUGAGGAGGUGACUCUGCCCAAGCUGCGAGGGGCCCUGAUGAGCAUCGACCCCAGCCUGGACAAGCAGACUGUGAACACUUACAUAAGCCAGGCUUUCCAGCUCCCUGAGUCACAACUGCCAGAGGAGGGUGACGAGAAGGAAGAGGGCAUUGUGGAAAUCCUCCAGACUGCCCUGGAGCGGCUUCAGGUGAUUGACAUCAGGCGUGUGGGGCCUCAAGAGCCAGAGCCUACAAGCUAGGACCCUGCAGGCAGCCUUUGUACUCCAGUCCUGCUAAGCCUGGGCUUUUAGUAUAAAUGUGUGUGUCUGAACCCA
Cebus imitator (Panamanian white-faced capuchin) is the source of this 2450-nucleotide messenger RNA. RefSeq names its product translin associated factor X interacting protein 1 (gene TSNAXIP1). The record is from RefSeq and is a predicted model, not a curated record. NCBI's taxonomy places the organism in Eukaryota, Metazoa, Chordata, Mammalia, Primates, Cebidae. The transcript has 13 exons. The coding region runs from base 537 to 2375 and encodes 612 amino acids. Gene Ontology annotation, cellular component: cytoplasm.